Molecule: messenger RNA, 1081 nt
Organism: Acipenser ruthenus (sterlet)
Lineage: Eukaryota; Metazoa; Chordata; Actinopteri; Acipenseriformes; Acipenseridae
Product: zinc finger protein 202-like
Exons: 2
Coding region: 100-969 (289 amino acids)
Molecular function (GO): nucleic acid binding; zinc ion binding
Source: RefSeq, a predicted model, not a curated record
GCCAGUUUUGCGGCGGUGUUGGAGGCUUUGGACAGCCGAAGGGAGGUUGAGGAACGGAGGAGGGAGGAGCGAUACACGGCCCUUAUCGAGAGGGUCGGGAUGGGGAUGACGUCAGCAGCAACAACGGGCCCCGUGAUGGUUGCCCCGAAGGCCCGGGCCCAGAAAAUGACGGUGGAGGAUGACCCCGAAGCCUACCUUGUGGCAUUCGAGCGGCUGGCCACCACCGCAGCCUGGCCCCGGGAGUACUGGGCGAGCCAACUGGGCCCUUGCUUGAUUGGGGAGGCGCAAGCCGCAUAUCGGGCUAUGACUGAUGAAGACGCGGCCCAGUACGACUUGGUGAAGCAGGCUAUCCUCCGCCGUCUGAACAUCACGGGGGAGACCCACCGGGUCAGAUUCAGGGAGUUCCGGCGGCCACCAAACACACGACCCAGGGUGGUGGCCCAACGGCUAUGCGACCACAUGGCGCAAUGGCUAAACCCCAGCCAGAAAACUGGGGUUCAGAUGGGGGAAGCCAUUGUCAUGGAACAGUUUUGCCAUGUGGUCGGAGGCGAAACGCAGGCCUGGAUACGCCGGCACAACCCCACCACCCUGGACCAGGCCGUAGCACUGGCCGAGAACUUCGAGGACUCCCUCAUGUCCGCCCAGACCACCUUGCUGAACUACCCCUCCUCCUCCGUUACUAAGGGACCACCACCAAACCCCCCCGGACCAAGACCUGCCAGACCACCGGCCCCGUUGGGCCAUCCAAGCUCCUUACCAUGGAGGCAGAGGUUGGCUCCCAGCUGGGGUAGAAUGGUUUCCCCCGCCCCGCUGUCAUACCAGCAGCGGGACAAGUAUGUACCGCCCUUGCCCUCUGCCCCACCAGUCUGUUUUAGGUGCCAGCAGCCGGGACACAUCGCCAGAUACUGCCCGGCCGCCAUGGAGUGCGACGUGGCUGCGUGUCAUCUGGCAUCAGAGACAGAGCACUAACGGGACGCUCCGGGAAUACUUUGGAGGAGCGCGGACCCGGAAGUGCCGGACUGUGUGCAGUACUUCAUCUCGGGGGGAGUGAGGAAGGACGGACUGUGUUUUUGUUUGAUUG